This is a messenger RNA of Plasmodium vivax (malaria parasite P. vivax), 7404 nucleotides long. Its product is annotated as RNA helicase, putative. Gene Ontology annotation, molecular function: ATP hydrolysis activity; ATP binding; nucleic acid binding. Lineage: Eukaryota; Apicomplexa; Aconoidasida; Haemosporida; Plasmodiidae. The transcript has 4 exons. The coding region runs from base 1 to 7404 and encodes 2467 amino acids. Gene Ontology annotation, cellular component: nucleus. The record is from RefSeq and is a predicted model, not a curated record.
AUGAAGUCGCGACUAAACAACCGACUGAAGGGAAAUUCCUACUACGAAUACUCCAUCAAGCACGGGACGUACGACAUCGACGAGGCGGUAGCGUACAUAGAGAGGAGCUCCUUCUUCAGAAGUUGCGACGGGGCGGGGCGCGCGGGCAGUCGCAGGGAGGGCAGCUUAGAUGGCACUUUGGAUGACAGUUUAGGCAGCAGUUUGGAUAGCAGUUUAGAUGGCAGCCACGAUGGCGACCCCGACAACAACCUGAGCUGCAGCCUCAGCCAAAUCGCCCCUCGCUUGGGCAGACGGGAGCCCACCCUGAAACGGAAACUCCUGGGCCUGAUUCGCGAGGAGAAGAAGCACAUGCGGAAUGGCGCCCACAAGCAGAGGGUGCCUCCAAAAGAGAAGAAGCGGACGAAGGACCACGAGGAGGACCACCCGGAAGGAAACGAAUCGGGGCUGAUGUACGUGCAUGAUACGUGCGAAAAAAUUUUAAGUAGCGGAAAAGCAUUCAGCCAAAACACAGACAGGUACAUCAUUCUGAACAGAAGAAACCAAAUCAAGAAGAUAAGCCUAAACGAAAUGAACGAACUUAUUACAGAAAUUAUAUACACUACUAUGACAAAGGACCAUUUGGAAAAUAGCCUGUUGGACCUCCUAGGAGAAGAACACAUAGAUUUCAUAUUCAACAUCAUUAAGAACAAGGAAAGUAUAAAAAGAGACAUCAAACUGUUAAGUAAAUAUGUAGAUGUGAAGGAAAAAGUUCUCGCUUCUAACUUCUUCAUAACUGAUAAAACGACAGACGGAAUUAACAGCAAAAAAAAUGUUUUGGUGAAAAAGGAAAACAUUGAAAAAAUUGUAGAUUUUUUUCUAUAUACAUUAAAAGAAAACAACUUUGGAGAUGUGAAAAAAAUUUACAUACCUAAUGAAGAGAACAAGCUGGAAGAAAUCCAGGUGCCCAGAAAUACCUCCUACUCAUACACAGACAAUGUAACCAAGGUGAGGAUCAACAGACUGGAAAAUUUCCAAUUUAAUAAAGACGAGUUAGUUCCUGUGAAGGUGCUACCCUUUUGGCACAAACACAUUUUCGAGUUCGAACAUUUUAACUAUGUACAGUCUAAAGUUUUUAAGGCUGCCUUUCAGACGAAUAAGAAUUUGCUCGUCUCCGCUCCCACGGGGUGUGGAAAAACCAACAUCGCCUUGCUGGUCAUACUGCAGCAGAUUUGCCUCUUCUGCGAGCAGAACGGAGUUAGCCUGGAGCGAAUCGCCCAGGUGCGCAGCGGUCAGGGGGGGGGCGUCCAAGGGGGGAGCGGCCAAGGAGGGAGCGGUCAAGGAAGGAGCGGUCAAGAGACCCACCGUGCAGACGUACACCAUGCGCAGCGGAACGGGCAGCUGACCGGCGACCCGCUGGAGGAAUUCCCAAGUGAGGAUCAGCUGAAGGAGGACCCCCCAAACGAGGACCUCCCAAUAGGGGACCUCCCAGCCGGAGACCCCCUGAAUGAGGACCCCCCCAGCGAAGAGGCCGCUAGCGACCGCGCUAGCGAGCGAGACUACGCCCCCGCCCGCGGCGCAAACUGCAUAAGCGCAAAAGAAUUCAAAAUCAUUUACAUAGCCCCGAUGAAGUCCCUCGUCUUCGAAAUAACCAACCUGUUCCAAAGGAAGCUGAAAAUCUUCAACCUAAAGGUGUGCGAGUAUACGAAGGAGCACAGCCUGACCUCCAAACAGCUGGAAGAAGUGCACAUAAUAGUAACCGUCCCGGAAAAGCUAGACAUCCUUUUAAGAAACAGCAGCUACUCCACCACGGUAUCUGACGAGUCAUUAAUUAAGCACAUCAAGUGUCUGAUCCUUGAUGAAGUACAUUUGCUAAAUACAGACAGAGGUGACGUGAUCGAAACGAUUGUCGCUCGAUUUUUACGAUACUCGGAAACGUCCCAGUCGGUGAGAAGAAUCAUGGCCAUGUCAGCCACGCUACCCAAUUACAACGACGUGAGGGAUUUUCUAAAAGUGGAAAAGGACAUGUGCUUCUACUUCAAUGAGAGCUACCGAUCCAUCCAGCUGGACAAGACGCUCUACGGAAUACAUGAAAAAAAUUUGAACAAAUUGAAUAUAGCCAAAAAUAUGUAUGCCUACGGGGAAAUUAUAAAUGCCUUGAGGAAAGACAAGCAGUGCAUCAUUUUUGUGUGCUCAAGAAAUGACACCAAUAAAACUAUACAGUUUCUGAUAGACCAUGCUGUGAAAAAUGGCGAAAUAGAGUACUUCCUUACUAACCUUUACACUGAUAGCGAAAUAAAUAAAAAAAUUAAAAAAUCGAAUAACAUGUAUGUGAAACAGUUUUAUGAAUUUGGCUGCUCCGUACACCACGCGGGCAUGUCCAGAUAUGAUAAAAUACUGGUGGAAGAUUUAUUCAAAAAAAAGGCCUUCAACGUGUUAUGUUGCACUUCUACUCUAGCGUGGGGAGUUAACCUACCCGUUCAUACCGUCAUCAUCAAAGGGACCAAUUUCUUUUCCUCCGAAAGUGGAAAAAUGGAAGAUAUGGACAUCCUUGACAUUAACCAAAUAUUCGGAAGGUGCGGAAGACCUCAGUAUGAGGACCACGGACAUGCCAUCCUCAUAACCGAAAGGACGAAGCUGUACAAGUAUAUAAAACUGCUAACCAAUAAUACUAUUAUCGAAUCUAGCUUUUUAAAAAAUAUAGAAAAUCACCUAAACGCGGAAAUAAGCAUAGGGACAACCAAAAACGUGGAGGAUGGCAUCAAGUGGCUAGAAUACACCUACCUGUACGUCAGAAUGAAGAAGAACCCCAAUUUGUAUGAUGCCGACCUCACCUCAGACAUGCAUCUGUACAACAAAAGGAAGGAAAUUAUCCUUAAGGCGAUCCAAAACUUGAGUGAAAAUAAGCUAGUAAGGAGAGUACUCCUGACCAACGACUUUAUUGGAACCUUCUAUGGACACAUUGCAGCCAAGUAUUAUGUAGAUUAUCAAACCAUCGGAAUUUUCGCGGCAAAUAUUGACCGAAGUAAUUACGUAGAAGUUAUUGACGUUAUUAGCAAAUCGAAAGAAUUCGAAAAUAUACAAAUUAGAAAUGAAGACAUGAAUGAUUUUCUGUGGUUAAAAAAUAGGUGCGAAAUUAAGGAGCAGUAUGACGAAUCGAAAUGCAUGACAUUGCGCAUAUUGAUCGAAUCGUACCUGAGGAGGAUACAAAUAAGUAACUUCUCCCUCAUUUGCGAAAUUAAUUACGUUAUACAGAACAUCAUCCGCAUUUUAUAUGCCUACUACGAAAUAUGCCUUAACAUUUUGAAGAAUAUUUCCAACCUGAUUAUGAACACCCAUAAUCUUAUCGUAUCCAUUCUGAGGAGACUCCCCAUCAACUCUUGCGUCUUCAGGCAUUUCUGCUACAGAAAUGAGCUACUCGAAAAGAGGAACGCGACAUUUUCUAGCCACCCCGCCAGAGGGGGGAAACACAGAAACGCCCCCCCAGAAGAUAAUGCAGCAUCUCACCCGAACCAGCUACCCUACAGGGGGAAGUACGUAAAUCCCGCGGAAAUGUUCGAAGAGCAGGAGAACGCUAAUAAUCAUGAUUUGCACGAUACACCACAGGGGAGGUACCGGAGAAACCAAAACUACACCGUCUACCUAAAAGAGUCCGUGGUGAACAUUUUAGAAAAAAAAAAACUAACGCACGAAUCGGUCGACACGCUAACCAAAAGCGAGCUUCUUUUCUUUCUAAGAAAUGAAGUCUACACCAAUCAAAUUUUGUACUACAAGAAUGUAAUUCCAAAUUUGCAUAUUGAGGGAUACAUCCAACCCAUAACCCAGACGAUCAUGAAAAUAAAUCUGCAGGUGCAACUCAUAAAUACUAUUUGGUCCGAUCAGUGGAAUGACAUUCAGGAAAACUUUCACCUCUUCCUAUUGAACACGCUAAAUAAUGACAUUUUAUAUUUCCAAAAGUUUGCCAUCCAUAAAAAAGACAGGAAAAAAAUCCACGACAUUUCUUUCGAAUUCCCUCUCUCGAAUCAAAUGCCCCCUCAAAUCACCGUCCAGUUUUUAUCCAUGAAUUGGUGCAAUUUGUCCUUCGUCCAUAUUUUCAAUACAAACAAUUUGUUCAUUAAUCAGAAGAUUAAUAUUUUUUCCGAAAUUCUUCCGGUCGUUCCCCUGUCGACGCAAAUUUUGAAGAUCCCUAGCUACAUCAAGUUCUUUUCCUUCCGGUACUUCAACCCUAUCCAGACUCAGAUGUUCCACGCGACGUUCCACACGGACGAGAACAUCCUCCUGGGGGCCCCUACAGGAAGCGGCAAGACCGUCAUUGGAGAGCUGUGCAUCCUGAGGAACCUGCUGCACCACGAACGGGAAAAGGCCGUGUACGUGUGCCCCAUGAAAGCCAUUGUAAACGAGCGGCACAAGAGCUGGACGAGCAAAUUUAAAAAUCUUCUGAACAAAAACGUAAUCGAACUGACGGGAGAUAAAAACGAAAAUAAGGAAAGCAUCGUGGAGAGUGACAUAAUCAUAUGUACGCCCGAAAAACUAGACGUUAUAUCUAGAAAUUGGAAAAAUAAAAAAUUCAUGCAAAACGUCAAUUUGAUCAUUUUCGAUGAGAUACAUUUACUCGGCCAGGAGAACAGAGGAGGUGUGAUAGAAAUUUUGGUUAAUCGAUUUAAAAAUAUGGAACAGUACCUGAAUAAAAAAAUAAGACUCGUAGGAUUAACCACCGUCAUAACGAGUGUAGACGAUUUGAUUUUAUGGCUAGAUGUAAAAGAAAACUACCUUUUUAAUUUCCCAUCCUCAUGCCGCAUAGUGCCUUGUAAAACCCACAUUCUAGGGUUCACCCAAAAGGCAUACUGCGCACGAAUGUCAGUUAUGAACAAAAACGUGUUCGAUGCGGUUAACCAAUAUGCCCAAACGAAGAAUGUCCUCAUAUUUGUUUCGUCUAGGAGACAAACGAGAGUUACGGCGUAUGACAUUAUUUCCCUGAACCUCAGCUCCCACAACCUCAGCUUUCUGCAUACGGAAAAUUUGCUGAAUGAUAAGAGCCACAUCCAGUUUUUACUUAACAGUAGUAAAAAAAAGGACGGGAAAAGGAAGAAAAAAAAAGGCAAAAAGAGAGUUCCAACAGAUGGGGAGGAACCAAGUGAGAGCCAAGACCGUCGUAGUAGCUUUAACGCUAAUAAUUUGGUACGAAGCCACAACGAUGACAGCCACUUCUCCAGCGACAGCGGCGAAGACGGACCAAGUGAUCUGCCCGAUUACGCCGCCCUAAUGAACAAAAACCUCUCUGGAGAAGAAAAAACGCAAGUAGCCAACAUGCUCUUCCAAAACUACCUGAACAUAAUCGAAAAUGAACACUUGAAAGACCUGCUGAAAUACGGAAUAGGAAUCCAUCAUGCUGGGCUAAACGAAAACGAUAAAAACAUUGUAGAGUAUUUUUUUUUAAAUAAAAUUAUUCAAAUACUUAUAUGCACGUCCACCCUAGCAUGGGGAAUUAACCUCCCUGCCUAUCUGGUAAUCAUAAAGGGAAAUGAAUUCUACGAUGCUAAGACGAAGAAGUACAAAGAUAUUUCCUACACAGAUUUAUUGCAAAUGAUUGGUAGAGCUGGAAGGCCACAAUUUGACGACAAAGCUUUAGCCAUAUUGCUGGUCCAAGAAAAAAGAAAAAACGCAAUCAAAAAUUUCCUCUAUCAUCCUAUGAAUAUAGAAUCAAAUAUUACUGAAAAUUUAAAUGAACACAUAAAUGCAGAAAUUUGUUCUAAAGUAAUAAACAACAAGGAGGACAUUUUUAACUACCUGACCAAGUCAUAUUAUUUUAAAAGACUUUUUUCGAACCCCUCCUACUACAUUAAGGAUGUGCAAUAUGUCCAGCUAUUUGAGAAUAACAUACUGUCUAAUCAAGCCAAGAAGGUUAUAUAUGAGCAUGUAAACAAAAUGAUCGACAGCACCAUCAGCUUUUUGGAGGCUAACAAAUGUGUGGAAGUCACCAUGCAGGAUUACAUGCACACUUAUUGCUCAACCCCCCUGGGGCAUAUCGCCUCCGUGUACUACUUGAAAUGUGAAACGGUGUCUUUUUUUUACAAAAUGGUUGAGCAGAAUUGUGGCCGCUCAAAUGCUAUGGAAGGAGAAAACGAUGGGGCAGAGGGUCUCAGUGGGGACCUCCAAAAUGGCAACCAUGUAGUCGAUGGGGGGGAGGCAGCCAUGAACUUGGGGGGACACACCGAUGGGGAAGCGAUAAGCGGAGAGAUAGGCGCCCCGAGUAGCGGCUCACCGAACGAAGAUCGCUGCGUGGAGGAGGAAUCAACCCCCCCCGACCACCGCGCCGAUCCUGACCAACGGGAUGAACCCCGCUGCCGCCCCCGCCGCCACCACCAUCGCCCCCCCGCGCGGGCAAAGGAACUGGACUUCUACGGGCUGUUCGCCCUGAUCGCGCAGGCCCGAGAGUUCGAUGACGUCCCCCUCAGGCACAACGAAGACAAGUACAACGUGAAGCUGCGAAACCAAAUCCCCCUAGACAUCGACAUGAAUAUGAAAAACGUCAAAACGUAUCUCCUGCUUCUCUCCCGCCUGUACGAAUGCACCUACGAAACGGUAGAUUAUCACAUAGACUUAAAAUUAGUUAUGGACCAAAUAGCAAGAGUUAUUAAUGGGUUCAUUGAUAUAUGCCUACUGUUUGGUAGGUACAAUUAUAUAAAAAAUUUGAUCCUCAUAUAUCAGUGCAUUAACCAGAAAAUCCAGCCCAGCCAAAAUUCCCUUUACCUGAUUAAGGACCUAAAUGAUAGCCAGCUAGCCAAACUGGCAGAAUUGCAAAUAAAAAAUUUAAAAGAUUUACUAAAAUUUGACAAAUCCUUUUUAUACUCACUUAACAUCUUCCACACCUCUCAGUUGAAUUUUAUUUUUCAAAUUCCCACCCUAACUAGCAGCGUCAAAUUAUUUUACAAAAGUGUUAACCUUAGGAACGAGCUGGCGGAAAAGAAACAUAACUUAAUCAGCAUUCCUUGUGUGAAUCAUCAAAAAAAUGAAAAUAAAUUUUUUUUUCAAAUGAAACAUCAUGAUCCGAAUGAAAUUGUCAUUAGAGUUUUUUUUUGUUUCUUUAAUAAAGCGUUGAGGGAUGCCAAUUCGGGUACCCCCCCUAGUGCGAAUGUGCAGUGGUACGCCAUCCUGCACGAUUGUGCUCAAGACGAAUCGGUUUCCAUCAAGCGCUUCAACAAUUCGGCCCUAAGGAAAACAUCAUCCGUCUCGUUCACUUUGGAAGACCUAGCCCCGGGGACCUACCACUUCGCCGUGUACGCACAUAGUGACACCUACUACGGGAUAGACCACGAGGUUAGAGAGAAAAGCGCUUUUACCGAAGCGCACUUUUUUUUGCAUCCCCGUGAAUCGGUUCAUCUCCAUAUCCUCGUUGCUUCCGUAUUUUUUGGUGCAUUACCUCCCUGA